Paramecium tetraurelia is the source of this 1129-nucleotide messenger RNA. RefSeq lists its product as uncharacterized. Gene Ontology annotation, cellular component: COPII vesicle coat. Gene Ontology annotation, molecular function: zinc ion binding. Lineage: Eukaryota; Ciliophora; Oligohymenophorea; Peniculida; Parameciidae. The transcript has 3 exons. The record is from RefSeq and is a predicted model, not a curated record. Gene Ontology annotation, biological process: endoplasmic reticulum to Golgi vesicle-mediated transport; intracellular protein transport.
AUGAUUAAAAUAAAACCCAAUGGAGAGCUGUUAAAUUAUCAAUUCCUAUAGGUUCCACAAUGCAACUAUUGUGCUACUUACAUUAGUAAUCUUAGUCUAAUUAAAAAAGAUCAAUGGCAAUGCUAAAUUUGCAAAAGAUUGUUAAAGUUACCAGUUUGGUAUAUGCAAUAACCUAUCUUGUAUGAUAACUUUGAAAUUGCUUUAACACAGCCGUCCUUUAAUAGGAGAGCUCUAUUUUUAAUUGAUGUGACUUCUCAAGCCUUAUGUCGUAUGAUUAUUCCAUUAAUCGAGUAAUCUCUUAAUCAGUUCGAUGAAGUAUUAUUAAUUACGAUAAUCAAGAUCGCUUUAAUUCCUUGUACUCCCUAUCCCACAGUAUUACAGUUUGUUAACAACAAAAUCAGAAUGACUACACUUACAUCAUAAGAUCAAGAAUGCAAAUUAGAUCUAUUUCUUAAUUGCUCAACAGAAUUCCAAAAAAUUAGGCAAGUCUGUCGAAUGAUUGAAAGUCUAGCAUAAUAUAAUCAAAACGCUAAUGUGUUAAAAUCUAAUUAUCCUAUUGAACUAGCUUAAUCAUUUCUAAAUAGAUUGCUAGAAUAUUAAUCAAUUAAAAUUAUUCAUUUUACUUGGAUAAAUUAAUUCAUUGAACCAGAACUUAAAUCUCAGUCAGAUAUAAAAAUAGGAAAGAACCAUUAUCAUUUAUUCAUAAUUUAAUAAAAUUGCAAUGUGUUAGACUAUUAUAAAGCAAUUUCUCGAAAUCUUCAUGGAAAGUGCAAUGUAUAUAAUGAUGAUGAUUUGAAUACUUUCUAUAAUGAAAUUGACUCCUUUUUCUAAAGUUCAUUUUGUUGGGAGGCCUAAAUUUAGAUCAAUUUACCUCAGGGUUGGAGGGUUUAGAAAUUUUAGAAUAUCAACACAGAUUCUAAUUAAUUCUAUUUACCUUAUCUGACAGAUCAAGACGAAAUAUCAAUUGAAUUCAUUUAGGAAGCUAAAUAUAAACCAAAAGAUAAUUUGGUUUAAACAAUUAUUUCAUAUAAAUCAAAGACAUAAAAGCACAUCUGUGUUGCAAAUGAAAAGAUUUAAAUAUGAUUAAUUAUUAUAGUUAAAUACAUUAAUUUGAUAGAUAACUUAAUUU